Messenger RNA from Rhodamnia argentea, 1870 nucleotides. Its product is annotated as serine/threonine-protein phosphatase PP1 isozyme 2-like. The record is from RefSeq and is a predicted model, not a curated record. Gene Ontology annotation, molecular function: protein serine/threonine phosphatase activity. The transcript is spliced from 6 exons. Lineage: Eukaryota; Viridiplantae; Streptophyta; Magnoliopsida; Myrtales; Myrtaceae. The coding region runs from base 362 to 1468 and encodes 368 amino acids. Gene Ontology annotation, cellular component: cytoplasm; nucleus.
AAAAUCCAAUAUCAUCCCUAAUCUUUCUUUCAAGUCAGAAGGAGAGGCUCUUCUCUUUCCCCACUUUCGAGUUUCUACACAUUUCGGCCAGAGCCAGGGCCUCUCGCUGCGAUGCCCUAACCCCCUCUCUUCGAUCCUCCUCCUCCAUCAUCGGCCCUACCCAUCCCCGCCGUCUUCCAUCGCCUCCGGCUGCGGCAUGCUCUUCUCUCGCUACGCCUCCGCUCCCCAGCCCUCGAACCGCGACCCCUGAUUCGUAGCCUCUCGGUUGACAUCCCCCGAGCCGCCGGUGUCUGAGCUGGCGGCGGCGGCGGCGGCGGCUUCGUCGUUUUCUUCGAACCCUAGGGAGGUUUUUCUAUUAUAGAUGGAGCAAGCGGUCUUGGACGACAUCAUCAACCGGCUGCUGGAGGUUCGCACUCGGCCCGGGAAGCAAGUCCAGCUGUCGGAAGCGGAGAUCCGCCAGCUUUGCUUGGCCUCGAAGGACAUCUUCAUGCAGCAGCCUAAUCUGCUUGAUCUCGAGGCGCCGAUUAAGAUAUGCGGGGACAUUCAUGGACAAUAUUCGGACCUUCUGAGACUCUUUGAGUAUGGGGGAUUGCCUCCUCGUGCUAAUUACUUGUUUUUGGGGGACUAUGUGGAUAGAGGCAAGCAAAGUCUGGAGACAAUAUGUCUACUCCUUGCAUAUAAGAUUAAAUACCCCGAAAACUUUUUCCUCUUGAGAGGAAACCAUGAAUGUGCUUCUAUAAAUCGGAUAUAUGGAUUUUAUGAUGAGUGUAAGAGAAGGUUCAAUGUGAGGUUGUGGAAGAUUUUCACAGACUGCUUUAAUUGUCUGCCUGUGGCAGCCUUGAUAGAUGAGAAGAUUCUGUGCAUGCAUGGCGGUCUUUCACCCGACUUACACGAUUUAGACCAAAUUAGGAACUUGCAGCGUCCCACGGAUGUACCAGAUACUGGUUUGCUCUGUGAUCUUCUCUGGUCAGAUCCUAGCAAGGAUAUACAGGGCUGGGGAAUGAAUGACCGAGGAGUUUCAUUUACCUUUGGGGCAGACAAGGUGACAGAGUUUCUUCAGAAGCAUGACCUGGAUCUUAUCUGCCGUGCUCAUCAGGUUGUGGAGGAUGGCUAUGAAUUCUUUGCUGACCGGCAACUAGUAACUAUAUUUUCGGCACCUAACUACUGUGGGGAGUUUGACAAUGCUGGUGCCAUGAUGAGUGUUGAUGAGACACUGAUGUGCUCUUUUCAAAUACUAAAGCCUGCUGAUAAGAAGCCAAAAUUUAACUCUGGAGGCAUGACGAUGACUCCUGUUAAGCCUUUGAGUUCUCCCUCAGGAGCCAAUGCUUUUGGGAGCACGACAACAGCAAAGCCUGGAAAUCCUCCAACUGGCGUUAAGGAAGCUCAAGAAUGGAAUAGUACUGCAAGUCUGCUGAGUGCUUACCCAAAGGUGAGCAAAAGAAAGCCUUUCCUCGGUGCAAAAGUAUGAUAAGUAGGUAGGUUGGUGGAGAGGCAUUGAAAGACCUGUAAACGCAGAGCAUGCCAGGCUUGCACACGGAGGAAGAUCGAGAUCCUUUUAUUUUUGUCCAAUAUAUGCUGCAUUGUAAAGAAGUGGGAGGGGAAAAGAUAUUGUUUUCCUUGAUAUAAAGCUGGGUUCGAAUUUUAGAAGGCGGUAACUCCUUUCGCCUCCUCUUUGUGCACUAAUAGCUGCCUCAGUUGGUCGUAAUUAUUAGAGUUCCGCUUCAAUAUCUUCGUCAUCUGUGAAUUGAGGCUGUGAAGAAUGUGAUUUUGUGUCUUUAACCUCCCUUGAAGAACCUGCUUGGACUUCUCUUCCAUCAUUUGACAGUGUUGUUUCGGUUUCUUUCCCAAUUGAGCUUUAAUUUUGUUUCCA